Molecule: messenger RNA, 402 nt
Organism: Strongylus vulgaris
Lineage: Eukaryota; Metazoa; Nematoda; Chromadorea; Rhabditida; Strongylidae
Source: the annotation of a GenBank genome assembly
CAAAUAGAAGUCACUCCAACACGCAGUCAAUUUUAUACCUCCGGACAAGGAUUGGACACCUCAGCUAGUCGACUGUAUACAUCCGGAGCGCACCUGGAUACAUCUGGUGGCAGUCGCCUAACCAGCUCUGGUCAACGAGUCGAUUUUGGCGACUUAUCCGGGAAUACCGUCAUCAAUAACUAUGGUUAUGAUGUGCAUGAGAUCCACACCUCUGAAGGAGGAGCUCGCGUUGUUGAGACCCAUGGUGGUGGACCCAUGAUGGAAACGUCUCGAUUGGAAAGCACAAGAAUAGAGGAGGUCGUCGAGAGGCCAUUACCGCAACCUCCACGUCCAGCGAAUGGAUUCGCUCGAGAUCAUAUGGGAUAUAUUCCAGUUGCCAAGUGGGUAUUUUAUAUGAAUUGA